Panthera uncia (snow leopard) is the source of this 3409-nucleotide messenger RNA. It is a transcript of the gene KCNH4, whose product is annotated as potassium voltage-gated channel subfamily H member 4. NCBI's taxonomy places the organism in Eukaryota, Metazoa, Chordata, Mammalia, Carnivora, Felidae. Gene Ontology annotation, cellular component: membrane. The transcript is spliced from 15 exons. Gene Ontology annotation, molecular function: voltage-gated potassium channel activity. The coding region runs from base 164 to 2869 and encodes 901 amino acids. The record is from RefSeq and is a predicted model, not a curated record. Gene Ontology annotation, biological process: regulation of membrane potential; potassium ion transmembrane transport.
GCAAGGUUCGGAACCGAGAGGCAGCGGCGGCGGCGGCGCUGAGAGGAGGGGAGGAGGCAGGCGGGCGCAUGGGGCGCCCCGGCUCCGCCGGCAGCGCGCCCCCUCCGGCCCCGCCGCGCUGAACGCCCCCCAGCGCCGCGCCUCGAACCCCCGCCCCGAGGCCAUGCCGGUCAUGAAGGGGUUGCUGGCCCCGCAAAACACCUUUCUGGACACCAUUGCCACCCGCUUCGACGGCACUCACAGCAACUUCCUGCUGGCCAACGCACAGGGCCCACGGGGCUUUCCCAUUGUGUACUGCUCUGACGGAUUCUGUGAGCUCACAGGCUACGGCCGUACCGAGGUCAUGCAGAAAACCUGCAGCUGCCGCUUCCUCUAUGGUCCGGAGACCAGCGAGCCAGCACUGCAGAGGCUGCACAAGGCCCUGGAGGGCCAUCAGGAGCACCGGGCUGAAAUCUGCUUCUAUCGAAAGGAUGGCUCAGCCUUUUGGUGCCUCUUGGACAUGAUGCCCAUCAAGAAUGAGAUGGGAGAGGUCGUGCUUUUCCUCUUUUCCUUCAAGGACAUCACUCAGAGUGGAGGCCCAGGACUUGGCCCCUCAGGAGGCCAUGGUGACAGUAAUCAUGAAAACUCGGGCGGUUUUGGUAGGAGGGGAGCCAGCUCAAGACUUCGAUCUGCCAGGAGGCAGAGCCGUACUGUCCUACACCGGCUGACUGGCCAUUUUGGCCGCCGGGGCCAGGGAGGCAUGAAAACCAAUAAUAACGUGUUUGAGCCAAAGCCAUCAGUGCCCGAGUACAAGGUGGCCUCCGUGGGGGGGUCCCGCUGCCUCCUCCUCCACUACAGCGUCCCCAAGGCCGUGUGGGACGGCCUCAUCCUCCUCGCCACCUUCUACGUUGCGGUCACCGUUCCCUACAAUGUCUGCUUCUUGGGCGAUGAUGACACCCCCAUCACUUCCCGACACACCCUUGUCAGCGACAUCGCCGUGGAGAUGCUCUUCAUCCUGGAUAUCAUCCUGAACUUCCGCACCACCUAUGUGUCCCAGUCCGGCCAGGUGGUCUCUGCUCCUCGUUCCAUCGGUCUUCACUACCUGGCCACCUGGUUCUUUGUUGACCUUAUUGCUGCUCUGCCUUUUGACCUGCUUUAUGUCUUCAACAUCACCGUGACAUCGCUGGUGCACCUUCUGAAGACGGUGCGGCUGCUGCGGCUGCUGCGGCUGCUGCAGAAGCUGGAGCGAUACUCACAGUGCAGCGCCGUGGUCCUCACACUACUCAUGUCCGUCUUCGCGCUCCUCGCCCACUGGAUGGCCUGCAUCUGGUACGUCAUCGGGCGCCGGGAGAUGGAGGCCAAUGACCCGCUGCUUUGGGACAUCGGUGAGCCACCGACCCCAGGCUUUCCUAUGCCCCUUAUGCAGUUACUGCGUGACUUCCCAGACGAGCUGAGAGCUGACAUCGCUAUGCACCUGAAUCGGGAGAUCCUGCAGCUGCCGCUGUUUGCAGCAGCGAGCAGAGGCUGCCUGCGGGCCCUCUCCCUGCACAUCAAGACCUCGUUCUGCGCUCCAGGCGAGUACCUGUUGCGCCGUGGGGACGCCCUGCAGGCACACUACUACGUCUGCUCCGGCUCGCUUGAGGUGCUUCGAGACAACAUGGUGCUGGCCAUCCUGGGGAAGGGGGACCUGAUUGGGGCAGAUAUCCCUGAGCCGGGGCAGGAGCCUGGGUCAGGGGCAGUCCCAAGCUGCGUGCUGAAGACCAGCGCUGACGUGAAAGCACUGACCUACUGUGGCCUGCAGCAGCUGAGCAGCAGAGGGCUGGCUGAGGUCCUGAGACUCUAUCCUGAGUACGGGGCUGCCUUCCGGGCUGGCCUGCCCCGGGACCUCACCUUCAACCUGCGCCAGGGCUCUGACACCAAUGGCCUCAGCCGCUUUUCCAGAUCUCCUCGCCUCUCCCAGCCCCGCUCUGAAAGCCUUGGCUCCUCCUCAGACAAGACCCUACCAUCCAUCACAGAGGCCGAGACUGGGGUGGAGUCUGGGGGUGGUUCCAGGCCCCGCCGGCCCCUCCUGCUGCCCAACCUCAGCCCAGCGCGGCCCCGGGGCUCCCUGGUCAGCCUCUUGGGCGAGGAGCUGCCCCCAUUCUCAGCCCUUGUCUCCUCCCCUUCCCUGUCCCCAUUCCCUUCCCCUGCCCUGGCUGGCCGGGGCCACAGCCCCUCCCCUCAUGGCCCCCCCAGGGGUUCUGCUGCCUGGAAGCCCCCCCAGCUUCUCAUUCCCCCACUGGGAACCUUUGGACCUCCGGACCUCAGUCCCCGGAUAGUGGAUGGCAUUGAGGACUCUGGCAGCACAGCGGAGGCCCCUACCUUUCGGUUCAGCAGGAGGCAUGAGCACGCUAGGCCCUGCUCACAGGCCCCUCCUUCAGGGACCAGGCCCAGCCAGGAACUGGCCACUGAGGCCGAGGAGAUGAAGGAAAAGGUCUGCAGGCUAAACCAGGAGAUCUCCCGCCUCAACCAGGAAGUGUCUCAGCUGAGCCGGGAGCUUCGACACAUCAUGGGCCUGCUACAGGCUAGGCUGGGUCCCCCAGUCCACCCAGUAGUCUCGGCUCGGCUCCCAGACCCUCCUGGUCCCCAGCUGAGGCCUCCACGCAUCUCACCCUGUCUAUCUGGACCACCGCCCAGCCUCCAGGAUACUACUUUUGCUGAGGUCCACUGCCCAGCCAGUGUGGGGACAGCAGAGAUGGGGGCCGCCCCCUCCAACCUGAGGCUCUCCAUGCUGUCCCCCUUCCCCUCAGAGCCUGAGCCUCUGGGACCUUCCCCAGUGCCAGAGGCCCCAUCCCCGACCCCAAGCCUCAUGCAGCACAGCUUUCGGUCCAGGUCAGACACGUUCCACUGACCCUGGCCCUGGGCCCAGGCCCGUCUGGGGUGGGCACUGCUGCUUACCAUCCAGGGAGGGACUGGGCCCCUUGGCCUCCUGCCUCCGGUCAACAGCCACCGGCUGGUCUGGUUGGCUCUGCAUUCUCGGGACUUUUUAACAAAGCCUGGUUACUUCGGACCCUCUUCCCUUUUCUAAACCUUCCCGUAUCCUUCCCCUCUGUGAGGGGGAGCCACCUGAGGCUGUGGAACCCAACAGGCAUGAGACAGAAUGCAGUGCCGAUCCGGCUGGGCAGAUGACAUGUCCUGCUUUCUCCCCAGGAUCUGGAGGCAGGCUGUCCCUGAAGGUGGUCUUUUCUGCUGCCAGCAACUUGAAACAGUCCCCACGGCACUCCCUACCCCUCCCCUCACCAGACCUCUUCCGAGCCUGUUCUCCCCACACCCAACACGGUCUCACUCAGGGCCCUGACUUCUCACAAACCCACCCUGUUCUCCAGUUCUCCUUUGCCACCCAACACCCAAGGCUCACUUUUGGAUAGGAAAUAAAUGCUUUAUUUUUGUA